CGUGCCGCAGUCCAGACCGUCCCGGAGCAAGAUGGCGUCGGGCGGUGGGUCUUGCUGAGAGCGAGCGGCUUCAACGAAAAAAGGAACAGCUGCGCUUCGGGCUAUUUGUGCUAAUAAUGCGAGUGUGAGAUGUUUUCCGCUCCGACAGUGUUGAUGACAAGACCUGCUCUCUCUAUGCGGACGAGGAGUGAGGAGUUGUGCAGCUGCAGUUAUCACAUACAUAAACAUUUCUUUAGGACUCCCAGUUCCUGAGUGUUUAUCAAACACAAGCUCGGGCUCCGGCUCCGGCUCCGGCUCUGGAGGAAAUGGCAGACUCGCAGCAUCGGCCCUGUGCCGCCAGCAAACCGCCGCACUCCCAGCCACUGACUCUCUCACGGCUCCGAGAAGAGCACGGAAAGUUCUGCAUAUUCAUCAAUAUCGUUUUUAGGAUGGAUGAGUGGAAGGCAUUUACUACUGGGGCUCCUCUCAGCAGCUGCUCAGUGUCUCAGAUAACCAGGAAGGCCUGUGAAGAGGUGGAGGUGUACGUCAGUGCCGGAAUCGAUGGAUUGAUUGUGGAAAAUAUGCACGAUAUUCCUUACAGCAUGACUGUUGGUCCAGAAGUAACCGCCAUCAUGGCAACUAUCUGUGCUACUGUGAGAAACUCUUAUCCCAAUAUUCCUCUGGGUAUUCAGAUUCUUUCUGCAGCCAAUCAGCAAGCAUUGGCCGUUGCACUUGCUGCAGAUGCUGAUUUUAUUCGAGCUGAAGGUUUUGUGUUCUCGCAAAUUUCAGAUGAAGGAUUUUUAAAUGCAUGCGCUGGUGACCUUUUGAGAUAUCGCAAACAAAUAGGAGCUGAACACAUUCAAAUUUUUACUGACAUUAAAAAAAAACACAGCUCACAUGCUGUGACAUCAGAUGUCAGCAUAUCAGAGACAGCCAGGGCUGCUGAAUUCUUCCUGUCUGAUGGAGUCAUACUGACUGGAAUUGCAACUGGAAAGCAGGCAAAUCCUGAGGAGCUGAAGGAAGUUAAACAGGCUGUAAGAAUUCCUGUCCUAAUUGGCUCUGGUGUGACAGUUGAAAACAUGGAGGAGUACAUGGAUGCAGAUGCCAUGAUUAUUGGCUCACAUUUCAAGAAAUCAGGAUACUGGGCGAACGAAGUUGAUUUUGAACGGAUUAAGAAAUUUAUGACCAAGAUGAAGAAACUCAGAAAAUAAAAGUUGAGCAAGACAUUUUCAACUGUGAUCUCCAGCAUCUGCAGACAUUUUCAGCUGUGAUCUCCAGCAUCUGCAGACCUCAUUUUUUACUCGAAGAUUUUAACCUACUGCGAAUCCUCUUGCCUUCCUUGAAGAAGUUCUCUUCCUCCCUCUACAAGGAUUUCAGUGAGUCUCUCUCUCACUGCACCCCACAGGUCAUCUCCUCUGCACAAUCUCCUUCCUGACCUCUCCGCCCCCACCCCACUCCGGCCUAUCACCCUCACCUUGACCUCCUUCCACCUAUCCCACCUCCAUCGCCCCUCCCCCAAGUCCCUCCUCCCUACCUUUUAUCUUAGCCUGCUUGGCUACUCUCUCUCAUUCCUGAUGAAGGGCUUAUGCUCGAAACGUCGAAUUCCCUAUUCCUGAGAUGCUGCCUGGCCUGCUGUGCUUUGACCAGCAACACAUUUUCAGCUGUGUUCUCCAGCAUCUGCAGACCUCAUUUUUUACUCCAAGAUACUUUGAAAGCAAGCUAUGCAAUGAAACAAGUCUGAUUUUACUGGUACCUCUUAACUAUUUUAAAUAUAAUAAAUUAGAAAUAUUUAAUAAA
Messenger RNA from Hemiscyllium ocellatum (epaulette shark), 1776 nucleotides. RefSeq lists its product as uncharacterized. The coding region runs from base 306 to 1190 and encodes 294 amino acids. The transcript has 7 exons. The record is from RefSeq and is a predicted model, not a curated record. NCBI's taxonomy places the organism in Eukaryota, Metazoa, Chordata, Chondrichthyes, Orectolobiformes, Hemiscylliidae.